CGCGAAUCGCGAAUCUCUUCAGUUGUGAUCCGGACGCCGAAGGGUAAACAUCGUUAUGGAGCUCCGCACUGCAUUCCUUUUAAUCUUCGUUGGAUUAUGCCAACCUUCUUUGCAGCACAUUUUUUUAAGUAAAUUUCACGGAAAUCAUCAAAGACAAUCGCGCUCUUGGAAAGAAUUAGAUGAGAAGUACAAAUAUGAAAUUAAAACGAUCGACAUGCCAGUGGACCAUUUUAGCUUUGCCAUAAAAGACACAUUCAAAUUACGGUAUCUUAUGAACAAUACUUGGCAGAAAGGAAAUAAUGCACCAAUUUUCUUUUACACUGGAAAUGAGGGUGACAUUGAAGGGUUUGCUCAGAACACUGGAUUCAUGUAUGAAAUAGCACCAGAAUUUGGAGCUCUGUUAAUUUUUGCUGAGCAUCGUUAUUAUGGACAAUCCUUGCCUUAUGGCAAUAAAUCUUACUCAGACAUUAAUCAUUUAGGGUAUCUAACAUCCCAGCAAGCUCUUGUUGAUUUUGUGGAUUUAAUUCAAUAUUUGAGAUCCAAAUCAGAGUACCAACAUAGCCCUGUUAUAGUUUUCGGAGGCUCGUACGGUGGAAUGCUCAGUGCAUGGAUCCGUAUGAAGUAUCCUCAUAUUGUACAAGGAGCAAUAGCUGCAUCCGCUCCAAUAUUACAAUUUACUGCAGAAUGUGAAGCAUUUGCAAGAAUAGUGACAUCAGAUUUUAAUGUAGCUCAUCGUAAUUGCCCGAAACUUAUCCGUAAAUCAUGGAAUACGAUUAGCAAUAUAGCAUCAAACGAUCAAGGAAAGAAAUGGUUAUCAGACAACUGGAAAUUAUGCCAGCCAUUGAAAAAUGAAACUGAUGUUAAGCAAUUGAAAUCUUAUUUGGAAGAUAUUUAUACAAAUCUCGCUAUGGUGAAUUAUCCGUACAAAGCUAAUUUUCUGGCACCUUUACCCGCUUAUCCUGUUAAUGCUGUAUGUAAACAUUUAACAAACGAAUCUUUAGCAGACAAAGAUCUACUGGUAGCAAUAAAUAACGCAAUUAACGUAUUCACGAAUUACACGAAAGAAACAAAGUGUUUAUCCUUGAAUGAUUCUACGCCACAAUUAGACGCCGUUGGAUGGCCUUUUCAAUCCUGUACCGAGAUGGUAAUGCCAUUGUGUACGGAUGGUGUCAACGAUAUGUUUGAACCUAAUCCAUGGAAUUUUGAUGAAUAUUCCAUGGACUGUAUGAAACAGUAUUCAGUUAAACCGCAGCCUAAUUUAGCUUGCGAGGAAUACGGUUGUUCAGAUUUAUCUACCGUGACAAAUAUUGUUUUCAGCAAUGGUUUGCUGGACCCAUGGUCCAGUGGAGGAGUGUUGAGAAACAUUUCUGCGUCGGCAAUAGCAAUAAUAAUUCCUGAAAGUGCUCAUCACCUUGAUUUAAGGGGCAGCGAUGCCAAUGAUCCUUAUAGUGUUGUUUUAGCAAGGAAAUAUCAUCGGUUUUUUAUUAAGAAGUGGAUUAAAGAAUAUCGUAAACGAGGUGAAACUUAUUAUUAAAUAUAUGUACAAAUUAAUUCGUUACAUUAAUUCAGAUAACAAAUUUGAAAGGCACCGAAUUAAUUUGUGAAAGAAUAAAUACAUAUCUUUAUAA
This is a messenger RNA of Osmia bicornis bicornis, 1628 nucleotides long. Its product is annotated as lysosomal Pro-X carboxypeptidase. The coding region runs from base 56 to 1534 and encodes 492 amino acids. Lineage: Eukaryota; Metazoa; Arthropoda; Insecta; Hymenoptera; Megachilidae. Gene Ontology annotation, biological process: proteolysis. The record is from RefSeq and is a predicted model, not a curated record. The transcript has 7 exons. Gene Ontology annotation, molecular function: dipeptidyl-peptidase activity; serine-type exopeptidase activity.